Messenger RNA from Lytechinus variegatus (green sea urchin), 2985 nucleotides. RefSeq lists its product as uncharacterized. Gene Ontology annotation, molecular function: nucleic acid binding. The record is from RefSeq and is a predicted model, not a curated record. Gene Ontology annotation, biological process: DNA integration. The transcript has a single exon. Lineage: Eukaryota; Metazoa; Echinodermata; Echinoidea; Temnopleuroida; Toxopneustidae. Bases 1 to 2985 code for a protein of 994 amino acids.
AUGGCACAGUUUAAUGCAGAUACAUUUUUGGAGGAAGACCUUACACUUGUUCGCUUGCGUCAGCUGCGUAAAGAUGAUCUGAUAGCGGUUGGACGAAAAAUGUCGCUAGAUCUUUCGGGUUUGAAGACUAAGGCACAGCUAUUUUCUGCUAUUGCGGCCCGCGCGGAAUUGAUGCCUGAAAGUGUGAGUGGUGAUUCUGAUGAUUGUGAUUACAGAACUAAACUUGACAGUGAUGGGGUGCGGCUUGCACUGGCUCAGACUGAACUAGAAGAAAGAAGAGAUAGGCUGAGAGCUGCUGAGCAUGAGAGGGAAAUGGAAAGGAAGCGACUGGAAUUUGAGAUGAUGCGUCAUAGUGAAAUGGUGUCUCAGAGUGGGCAGUCGGGUGAGAGAGAGAAAAGGCCGAUGGAAGCUGGGUUCUCUGCCAGGGUAAAGCUUAUUCCACAGUAUGAUGAGACUGAUUUAGACUCGUUCUUUCUUUUGUUUGAGAGGGUGGCUAGGAAAAUGGAAUGGCCUGAAAGUGACUGGGCUUUGCUCAUUCAGCAAGUCAUUUCAGGCAAGGCACAGUCUGUCGUGUCUGCAUUGAGCUAUGAUCAUGCUUUUGAUUAUUGGAAAAUGAAAGAUGCCAUCCUUCAGGCAUUUGAGCUAGUCCCAGAGGCAUACUGUCAGAUGUUUCGUGAUCUCAAGAGGGAUCCUGCAGAGACUUGUGUUGAGUUUGCACGUCGCAAAGAGGUUGCAUUUGAUAGAUGGAUCCGGUCUCUGAGAAUUGAGAUGACAUAUGAAUCACUGCGUGAGGUUGUUUUAAUUGAUGAGUUCACAACAUGCAUGUCCCGUGAUGUUAAAACAUACAUGAAUGAUCAUGCUGUUGUUAGUGUCAGAAAUGCAGCAAUGUUGGCAGAUGGGUAUGAAUCGUCACAUAGAAGUAGCGCGUCGCAGCUUCAACCUCCUAGUCCGUUAGCGAGUGGUUUUGGUUGGAGUAGGUCCGAGACGUUACAUAAGGACGUGGAGAGGUCAAAGUCACCAAAGAGUAAGUUGAGUGGUGGUAGCCAGUCUAAUGGUGUUAGACCAGAGGGCAGGUUGUUUUGUGCAUACUGUAAGAAGGAUGGGCACCUUAUUUCUCACUGUCAGAAACUAAAGGACAAGUAUACUGGUCAGAAUAAAGUCCAGGCCAGCGGUUUUGUUCGGCCGGCUACGGUUUGUGUGGGAGACCCUGUGUGUGUUGAUGGGGUGAAGCACAAGUUUCAUGAUGGGGUGGAUGAAGGAUACAAGGAAUUUAUUUCUGAUGGCACGGUGAAGUUCACUGUUGAUGGUGAAGAAUUUCCUGUUGUGAUUUUGAGAGAUAUAGGCUCUGUUCAGACGUUAUUAAUUGCUGAUGAGUCAUCCUUGGAAUCUUGUUUCACGGGCAUGAUAGCUCUGAUCCAAGAUGUGAAUGAAGGUUUCAAAUCUGUUCCUCUGUAUGAUGUAGAACUUUGUAGUGGGCUGGUUUCUGGGAGAGUGACAGUUGGCUUUGUUUCUCGAUUGCCUAUAAAGGGAAUCACAAUGCUGCUUGGCAAUGAUUUGGCUGGAGGUAAGGUGCAGCCAUCUACUGUUUUGAGUAACGUGCCGGUAGUGGAUUCCAAGACAGAGGCUUUGAAAACAGCUAUCCCGGGUAUUUUUCCAUCUUGUGCGGUUACCAGGGCACAGGCUAUGGCAGGGCGAGAUGAGAGAGAGGUUGAACAUGGUGGUGACAUAGAUUUAGGGGAUACAGUUUUUAGAGAUCUGAGUGAGAGUAUGAAUAGUCAGUCUGGUGAUGAUAGGACUAUUUUCAGCCAGCCUGCCUUGAUUGCAGCCCAACAGUCAGCUGCGGAUUUGAAAGGUUUGUAUCAUGUUGCUCUGACAGCAGGAGAGACAGAGAAGGUCUCACAGUGUUAUUUCAUUAAGUCUGGUGUGUUGAUGCGGAAAUGGUGUCCUCCUGGUCGCCCAGCUGAUGAAGAUUGGGUGGCCGUGGAUCAGGUUGUUGUCCCGCCCCAGUAUCGAGCAGAGAUUCUAAGGUUAGCUCAUGAUAUUCCCCUUGCUGGACACCUAGGUGUGAGGAAGACAGUGGCCAGGAUUAGGGCCCAUUUCUACUGGCCUGGGCUUAGGAAGUGUGUGUCUGAGUAUUGUAAGUCAUGUCAUGUCUGUCAGGUGGUGGGCAAGCCACAACAUCACAUCAAGUCAGCCCCACUUAUUCCAGUUCCUGUUUUUCCUGAACCAUUUAGCCGUGUAUUGAUAGAUUGUGUUGGCCCAUUGCCAAAAACCAAGGCAGGUUAUCAGUACUUGCUUACUGUCAUGGAUUCAACCACACGCUUUCUAGAAGCUUUUCCGUUGAGGAACAUUAAGGCUAAGACAGUUAUUGAUGCCCUCUUGGUGUUUUUCACACGCUAUGGACUCCCUCAAGACAUCCAGUCGGAUAGGGGUUCUAAUUUCACAUCUAGUGUAUUCCAGGAAGUGAUGCAUCAAUUAGGAAUCAAGCAGGUGAACUCGUCACCUUACCACCCACAGUCGCAGGAUGCCCUUGAGAGGUACCAUCAGACCUUAAAGACAAUGAUCAAGUCUUACUGCUCUGAGAACACUGGAGACUGGGAAAAGGGUAUUCCUUUCCUCUUAUUUGCUUCUCGUGAUACUCCUAAUGAAUCUACAGGAUUCACCCCAUUUGAGCUUGUGUUUGGCCAUGAGCCAAGAGGUCCUCUCAAGGUAAUGAAGGAGCACAUGUUGUCAGAGUCUGAGGUGGAGAGUGGGAAUGUGCUAGAUUAUGUGUCACAAUUUCGCGAAAGACUCUUGAGGGCGUGUGAACUCGCGGGGGAACAUUUGAGGUCGUCUCAAGGUGUAAUGAAGGCCCGUGCAGAUAAGAAGGCAGAACCUCGCUCAUUCAAGCCUGGUAGCAAAGUCCUUGUGUUACUGCCCAUCCAGGGUGAACCUCUCAGAGCUAAGUUCAGUGGGCCAUAUGUGGUAGAGAAGAACUUGGGAUAA